CAUAGAGCGAAUCAAUUGAAAAAGAGAAUGGAAUGGUAUAAAGUAUAAAUGAACUCGAUUGAGGUAGUUUAUGUUAACGUUUGAAGUGUGAUUAUAUACGAUGAUUGUGUGUGUACUUUGCGAUUACAAAGUUUUAUUAUAAAAGAAAAUAUUGAAAUUUCCUUUUGUAUGAUUAAUUCCUGAAAUGGUGGAUCAUUCAAUACCAUCCGACAUACUCGACGAUUUAAGCAGUCGAUUUAUUAUCAACGUACCUGAAGAAGAGAGGAAAGAUUUAGUUCGAAUAUGUUUUCAAAUCGAAUUAGCUCAUUGGUUUUAUUUGGAUUUUUAUUGUACAGAUGAAAAUCCAAAGUUGAGACCAUGUAGCAUGAGAGAAUUUGCCACGCAUAUUUUUUUUCAUAUACCGUUUCUAAAACCUCAUGUAGCUAACAUAGAUAGUAUUCUUGAACAAUGGCGUGAUUAUAAACAAAAUGUUCCAACCUUUGGAGCGAUUGUAUUGAACGAAGAUUUAACUAAAGUGUUACUUGUUCAAAGUUAUUGGGCAAAAAGUAGUUGGAGUUUUCCUAAAGGCAAAGUUAAUGAGGAUGAAGAUCCAUCUCGUUGUGCUGUUCGAGAAGUUUUGGAAGAAACUGGUUUUGAUAUUUCAAAUUUAAUAGAUGAAAAUGAAUACAUUGAAUCGGUAAUAAAUGAGCAAUUGGUAAGAUUGUACAUAAUAUGUGGUGUACAAAAAGAUACGAAAUUUCAACCAAAAACAAGGAAAGAAAUAAAAAAUGUAGAAUGGUUCUCUCUUGCUGAUUUACCUAAUAACAAGAAAGAUAUGACCCCAAAAGUAAAAACAGGAGUUGGUCCAAAUGCAUUUUUCAUGGUUAUUCCUUUUGUAAGGAGAAUGAGACGUUGGAUACAAGAGAAACAUUUACGUGAGAAAAAUGCAAACACUAUACGAAGACACAGACACAAAUCUCUGGGUGACGUUGACACUGCUCCAAAGAAUAAACGGCAAUUACUUCCUCAUUCUGUUCAGAACGAUAUUCCGAGCUUCAAAGACGUUAAAAACUUUCGACAAUGUAAUACUUCACCAGCAAGGAAUCGACGUAGCGCACAUGAUUGUAAAAAUGUAAAAACAGCAGCGAUCAAACGUAAUCUAUUCGGGGAUCAGAAUGAAGAUGAAACGUCAGCCAUACUCGCCAAACAAUUAACCGAGAGUCCACAAAAUCAACAAUCAUAUUCAUUUUUAAUGGAUCCAGCUAUCCAGUCUGUAAAAUGCAAUGAAUUUAGUUAUAAAGCUCAAGCUAAAGUUCUAACUAUGGAAUCGAAAGAUCAAAUAUCCAGAGAAUUUCGGAAUGCAGAAUUUCCCGAUGGAAAUUUAAAAUCUUUAUUAUUUGGCAAAGCAGCAAAUAAAUUGCAAGCAGAUUUAAAAACUAUACCUUCUCCGUUUGUGCUAAUGAAUCACGACGCAUCGCGUUUCUUCCCAAUAGAUCAUGUAAAAGCCCAAAACCAUUCUAUGGAAUAUUAUUCAAUGACUUGGGCAAACUUUAAAUUUGACAAACAAGCAAUACUUGAUUGUUUAUAAAAUUAUUUUAAAAUGAUUUUAGAAGACAUAGUCAUACUCAGCAGGGUUAUAUCGCGAUGGUUGUACAUUUUUUGUGCAUACAUUUUUAGAAUAUUUAUAUAAGUUUAAAUGAUGAUAGAGUGUACAAAGAUUUAUAAUUAAAUAUGAUUUUAAACAUUUGUUUGAGAUCACAAAUGUUUCUCAGCAUAUUGGUUUUGGUGUUCAAACGAUCUUGUCAGAUAUUAUAACAGAGUACAAGGUAUAUACAUCACUAGUUUUUAGUUAUUAGAUAUUUAAGGACUUUUUUUGUUAUUAUAUAUCCAGCCUACUACUAUAAUGAAAUGCAACAGAAUAUUAAAUAAAAGUACGAUAAAAAUACGCUUAGAUAUGUGAUGAAAUCAACGAAAUAAUAUACAUAUACAUGUGUUUACUUUCACUUGAUAGGUACUUAUUUUUUAUGUAAUAAAAUAUCUUGUAUAUUUCGCUUUAAUUUAAAUUAGUAAAUUAUGAAACGAUCUCUGAAAGAUCAACAGAGGGUAUUUAAUUUUUUUUAUUUUAUAACUAGAUUGUUUCACCAUAGUUGAGUAUUUAUAUGUACACGUGUUGAACGUAUGUUUAAUAAGAGAGAUAUCUAAAUCAAACUUAAAAACUGUUCUUAUAUAAAUAAAAUAAAAUCUACGUUUAAAACGGA
Bombus huntii is the source of this 2237-nucleotide messenger RNA. It is a transcript of the gene DCP2, whose product is annotated as m7GpppN-mRNA hydrolase. The transcript has 5 exons. The coding region runs from base 185 to 1567 and encodes 460 amino acids. The record is from RefSeq and is a predicted model, not a curated record. Gene Ontology annotation, biological process: deadenylation-dependent decapping of nuclear-transcribed mRNA; nuclear-transcribed mRNA catabolic process, nonsense-mediated decay. Gene Ontology annotation, cellular component: cytoplasm; P-body. Lineage: Eukaryota; Metazoa; Arthropoda; Insecta; Hymenoptera; Apidae. Gene Ontology annotation, molecular function: manganese ion binding; RNA binding; 5'-(N(7)-methylguanosine 5'-triphospho)-[mRNA] hydrolase activity.